UAGUAGGGCGGGGUAAAGGUGCCAAUGGGCAGGGCUGAGAAUUGGAGUAGAGUGCGGGAUGAGUAGUAAGUUGCACAGCAGCUGAGGAAGGUACACCCUGGGGAGAUCAUGGCUGUGGCUGCCGAGAAAGCAUAUUACCGUUUUGUGGUUCUAUUCUUCAACUGCCUGCUCACUUUCGGUUCUUACUUCUGCUUCGAUAUACCCAGUGUUCUGCAGGACCAGUUUCAGGGGGAUUUAAACUGUACCAAUGCAAGCCAGCCUAACAGCACGCACACUGGGUGCGUGGAAGGGCUAGGAAUGAGCCCUGAACAGUACAAUCUGCUCUAUGCAAUCUAUGCUUGGACUAAUGCCCUGGUAGUGAUUGUGGCUGGAUUUCUCAUCGACAAGCUGGGAAACCGAUUCGGCCUGUUUCUGUUCUCCUUUCUAACUGUCCUGGGCUCAACUAUAUUUGCAUUGGGAUCCCACUUUAAAGGCACACCCUACCUGCUGCCACUUAUGCUCACCGGACGGCUGCUGUUUGGUUCAGGGAAUGGAUCACUGACAAUUGUACAGAACCGAAUCACAGCCUUUUGGUUCAAAGGGAAAGAACUGGCACUGGCAUUUGGCCUCACCCUGUCCUUCUCUCGACUUGGCAGUGUCCUCAACUUUUUUCUCACAAAGAGGUUUGAGGAUCAGUUUGGCAUCCAGUGGACUCUUUGGGGAGGAACCAUCCUGUGUGUCCUGGGCUUUUUCUCUGCCAUCACAGUCAGUGCGCUGGAUAAAGUUGGCAUGAAGCAGCUUGGCCUGGAAGGAGCCAUUCAGGAAGGAUCCAAGAAAGUGAGAGUGCAGGACAUCCGACGCCUACCUCUGCGAUACUGGCUGCUAGUUCUCACCAUCAUGUUUUUCUACAAUGGAGUCUUCCCCUUUGUGGCAGACGCCAGCAAGUUUAUCCAGGACAAAUAUGAAGGGUAUGACCAGCAGACAGCCUCCUACAUUGCUGGAGCAGUUUAUGACAGCUCCCUGGUGCUCUCUGCCAUUGUUGGAAUAUUGAUUGACUAUGUUGGAAUGAGAGGGAUUCUGGCUGUGCUUUGUGCUGUGAUGACUCUCCCUGUUUUUGCCCUUUUGGCUUUUACAUAUGUCCCUCCAUUGGUUUCCACACUUUGGCUCGGAGUCACGUAUUCAUUUGCUGCAGCAAGCAUGUGGCCAUCUAUACCACUGGUGGUUCCCCAGGCUACAUUGGGCACGGCGAUGGGUCUUGCCACCUCUGUGCAGAUGAUUGGAAUUGGACUCUCCAACCUGAUUGUAGGCAGGAUUCUUGGUACUAAAUCCAGUCAAUCCAAGAUUCCACUGUGGCACUGGCAGCAAAUGAUGAUCUUCAUGCUGGCCAAUACCAUUGCAUGCAUUGUGUGUUCCGUGGCACUGAACCUGGUGGACAGGAAGCAGGGGGGCACUCUGAACAGAAUGACAAAGCGUAGACCUGCAGUGGAGCAAGAGGCCAGAGAGGAGAAGGACAGGGCGCCCAUUCUAGGAGAGGAGGAGGAGGAGGAGGAGGAUGAUGAUGAUGAUCGGCGGUCCAUCAACUAAAAACUGUCCUUUCCAUGCUUUAUCUACAAAAGGCAGUUGCCAUAGGCUGCCAUUUAUCGGACUGUGUGUGAGUGGCUACAUAUCGGGCUUAACUGGGAAUGUGCUCGAACACUCUCACAUCUCUGUCCCGGCACCCACUGGGACUACACCGAGCACAACACCUUCAGAUAGGCCUUACUGCUGUUUCAUCUGCUUCACUAGCAGAUUCCCCUGCAUUUACAGCAGUAUUUGACGUGCCCUGAGAAGACCCUUCAGACCUAAUGAAGCUGAAGGAUGCCAUUUUUAUUCAUGCAUUCAUUAAUUCAGUUACAGUUAAGCUUUUAAGCAAUAUGCUAAAAUUAUACUAAAAAGGGAUUUUAUUAGCUGAAAACAUUUUUACAGUUUAGCAAUCGUGAGCAACAUGUGUAUAAUUCUUUCAGUGUGGCUAGGAUGGCACUUUGGGUUACAUGUGAGUGCACAUAUAUGUGCUGAGCCUCAUGAUUCAAGCCCCCCUCUCGUUAAUAAUAAGUGUUAACCAUGUGAAUUGGAGAAGGCUCCCAGUGGCCCACUGUGUACUAAAAAAAUGUAGUUCAUUAAGCAAUACAUUGGACUUUUUUCUGAUAACAGUGUUUUUAGUUUGAUAAUAAAAGGGACUAUUUACUGGC
Xenopus tropicalis (tropical clawed frog) is the source of this 2207-nucleotide messenger RNA. RefSeq names its product provisional ortholog of major facilitator superfamily domain containing 1. Gene Ontology annotation, cellular component: membrane. The coding region runs from base 109 to 1563 and encodes 484 amino acids. The transcript has 14 exons. NCBI's taxonomy places the organism in Eukaryota, Metazoa, Chordata, Amphibia, Anura, Pipidae. Gene Ontology annotation, biological process: transmembrane transport. The record is from RefSeq and is a predicted model, not a curated record. Gene Ontology annotation, molecular function: transmembrane transporter activity.